Messenger RNA from Syngnathoides biaculeatus (alligator pipefish), 4745 nucleotides. RefSeq names its product NADH:ubiquinone oxidoreductase core subunit S1 (gene ndufs1). The transcript has 19 exons. Gene Ontology annotation, biological process: ATP synthesis coupled electron transport. NCBI's taxonomy places the organism in Eukaryota, Metazoa, Chordata, Actinopteri, Syngnathiformes, Syngnathidae. Bases 2365 to 4560 code for a protein of 731 amino acids. Gene Ontology annotation, cellular component: membrane. The record is from RefSeq and is a predicted model, not a curated record. Gene Ontology annotation, molecular function: NADH dehydrogenase (ubiquinone) activity; iron-sulfur cluster binding.
UGUAAGACAAGUUGAAAACGACCGAUUUGACAUUCAGUGCAAGGCCCAGUUAUAACACUAUGUCCUUGAAUUAUGCGCUUACCUAUAAAAUGUCCUCUUCUUCCAGCGAGCAGUCAUUUGGUUGGUUCAUAUCCCUAAUUCUCUUCGUCUGUCGUGUAAAAAUGAUGGGCUUUGGGAAUUUUAAUAUUAGCUUGUGCCUGAUAUGCAGAUUGUAUUAUCUUAGCUGUCUUUCUGAAAGGUUAUUCGAUGUCUUUUUUUGUUGUUGUUUACGUGAUCGGUGCACUUGUUUUGCGUUAGUCUGUUUAUAACAUUACGCGAGCCCACACGAACACUAAUGUGCCGAUACCAAUUGUUACGAGUAGCUUGGGGAAUCCAUCUAUUUUAUAAACCGCUUAUCCUCACUAGUUACUAAUUACUAACUUGUAGUCAGAUAUCUAGACUGCCCAGCUAUCAUUCUGCUGUAGUUUGCCCCACUAUUCUCCUUUUACGUUCUGUCCCUAGGUCUAUUCCCUAACAACCUUUUUAUGUCAGGCUGCAUUUUCAAUAAACGUUAAAAUGAUUUAAAAAAAAAAUAAACAAAAAUAAAUUGAGAAAAUAUUUCAAAUACUGUGUUGAACAAUAAAACUGCUCCAGCACAAAACGGAUGCAGCUACACCAUUCUGUAUGACAGUGCAGCUUCGCAGGACGUGCAAAAAAGAAAAAACAAAACAAAAUUCUAUGUUAAUGAUGUACAGUGGCAGGCAGAACACUGAAUUGAUCUUACAUUAGAUGGCAGAAGAUCAUCUUCUUUUCCUUUCAGCUUGUCCCGAUUAGGGGUCGCCACAGUGUGUCAUCUUUUUCCAUCUAAGCUUAUCUUGUGCAUAUUCCUCACUAACACCCACAGUCUUCAUGUCCUCCCUCACCACAUCCAUCAACUUUUUUUUGGUCUCCCUCUCGCUCUUUUGCCUGGCAGCUCUAUUCUCAGCACCCUUCUACCAAUAUACUCAUUCUCUUGCAUCUGAACAUGUCCAAAACAUCUCAGUCUGCGCUGUCCAACCUUGUCUCCAAAACAUCCAACUUUGGUUGUCCCUCUAAUGAGCUCAUUUCUAAUUCUAUCCAACCUGUUCACACCAAGCGAGAACCUCAGCAUCUUCAUUUCUGCUUCCUCCAGUUCUGCUUCCUGUUGUUUCUUCAGAGGCACCAUCUCUAAUCCGUACAUCAUGGCUGGCCUCACCACUGUUUUAUAAAAUUUGCCCUUCAUUCUAGCGGAUACUCUUCUGUCACAUAGAACACCAGACACCUUCUGCCAACUGUUCCAUCCCGCUUGAACCCGUUUCUUCACUUUCUUAUCACCAUUGCUAUGUAUUGUUGACCCUCGCCAUCUUUUCUCCCUGGAACUUCACUCUUCCUCCUCUGCCCCUCUCAUUCACAACAUAUAUUCUGUUUUACUUCAGCUAAUCUUCAUUCCUCUCUUUUCCAGUGCGUGCCCCCAUCUUUCUAAUUGUUCCUCCACCUGCUCCCUGCUUUCACUGUUGAUAACAAGGGUUAGGGUUACUAACCCUAACCCUAUCAUCUGCGAACAUCAUGGUCCAAGGGGAAUCUAGUCUAACCUCAUCUGUCAGCCUAUCCAUUACUACCGCAAACAGGAAGGGGUCAUUUAUUUAAAUAUUGGUAUUUGUAUUGAAAAAAUCUGAGUGGCACCAUCAGUGUGGGAUUUAUUCCUGAUUGAGAACAGAUCCCGCAACAAAGUAUUUGUAUACGUCCAGACUUUUCUAUGCUUUCAAACUCUUCCGUGUAAAUCUUGAUGACUUACUCAACAGAUACAUGUGUAGGUCCAGUUGUCCAAGACAAGCGGAAGCGGGUUAGCAGUCCAAUUUCUUAUCGGGGAAACAUUGACUUCAGCAUUAAAUAUGGGUCCUCUAUGCCAACUGUCUCAAAUUUUUCCACGUACCUUCGUUUAUUAUCACCUUCUAAAUGUUUAAUGGUAUCGGACAAAACUCUGGGCGUCGUGCUAUAAGACGUAUUUUCGUGUCGUCUCCAACAGACUUAGCAUUGAGCAAUGCUUUGCUUGACCGGCAGUAUGGCCAGUCACGUGACUUCGGUUUUGUAGGUGCACGAGCUCUGUAGAGGCACACAGCUGUUGCAUCGGUUAAGUUCCAGUCAGUUUUCAAAAUAAAAGACUGCGACAUGUGAAUUGCAAUAUAAUGAAAAUUUUAAUGUUUAAUUCUCUGGUCCAGUAACAAAUUCCUCAAAGCCAGGUACUAGUCCACUGACUGGUGGUUGGGGACCAGUGCCAUAGACCUUAUCCUCACUAGCGUCAGGUGCCUACUGUCACCCAUCUCAGCUACCUCUGGGCAAGAAGUGGGGUACACCCUGGACAGAAUCAUGUUGCGCCUGCCAAAUGUUGGCCGAGCUUUGGUCGGAGCCACCAAGCGCAACCUGGUUCCAUCCUACACCAUGGGGAUUAAGGUGCGUGCUGCUAGCAACAUGGUGGAGGUGUUUGUUGAUGGAAAACCAGUGGAGGUGGAGCCUGGUACUACUGUUCUACAGGCUUGUGAGAAGGCAGGAAUCCAGAUCCCAAGAUUCUGCUACCACGAGCGCCUCUCAGUUGCUGGAAAUUGUCGCAUGUGCCUAGUAGAAAUUGAGAAAGCACCAAAGCCAGUGGCAGCCUGCGCAAUGCCAGUCAUGAAGGGUUGGAACAUCCUCACAAAUUCAGAGAAGACUCGCAAAGCAAGAGAGGGAGUGAUGGAAUUCCUGCUGGCCAACCACCCACUGGACUGCCCAAUCUGUGAUCAGGGUGGAGAGUGCGACUUGCAGGAUCAGUCCAUGCAGUUUGGUUCAGACCGCAGUCGUUUCACAGAGCAGAAGCGAGCAGUGGAAGACAAGAACAUUGGACCACUCAUUAAAACGAUCAUGACUCGGUGCAUCCAGUGCACACGCUGUGUCCGUUUUGCCAGUGAAAUUGCAGGAGUUGAAGAUUUGGGAACAACAGGAAGAGGGAACAACUUGCAAAUUGGGACUUACGUGGAGAAGAUGUUCAUGUCUGAGUUGUCAGGAAACGUUAUUGAUAUUUGCCCAGUGGGUGCGCUCACCUCUAAACCGUAUGCUUUCACUGCACGGCCAUGGGAAACUAGAAAGACUGAGUCAAUUGAUGUGCUGGACGCCGUCGGCAGUAACAUUGUCGUGAGCACUAGAGGAGGUGAGGUAAUGAGGGUGUUGCCAAGGCUGAAUGAAGACAUUAAUGAAGAAUGGAUCUCUGAUAAGACCAGGUUUGCCUAUGACGGUCUGAAGCGGCAGCGGUUGACACAGCCAAUGGUAAAAGAUGAGUGGGGUCAUCUGACCCCAGCCACCUGGGAGGAUGCACUGACUCAUGUCGCUGGAGCUCUGCAAGGUGUACAGGGCAGCGAAGUGGCAGCCAUUGCGGGAGGGAUGGCAGACGCAGAAGCUCUCAUUUCCCUAAAAGAUCUCCUCAACAGGUUGAACUCGGAAAGCCUCUGCACUGAGGAGGUCUUCCCUAUGGCUGGAGCUGGAACUGAUUUGCGGUCCAAUUACCUCUUGAACACCCGUAUUGCCGGCAUAGAGGACUGUGACCUUCUUCUGCUUGUUGGGACCAACCCGCGCUAUGAGGCCCCUUUGUUCAAUGCCAGAAUCCGCAAGAGCUGGCUUCAUAAUGAGCUUCGUGUUGCCCUGGUGGGUCACAAUGUUGACCUGAGUUAUACCUAUGACCAUCUUGGAGAGGAGACAUCUGUGUUGAAUGAGCUGGCAAAUGGAACACACCCAUUGUGCCAGGUCCUUGCAGCUGCACAGCGCCCGGUUGUCAUAGUGGGCAGUAGUGCUCUCCAGAGAGCAGAUGGUGCUGCCAUUUUGAGUUUAGUUUCCACCAUCGCACAAAAUGCCAGAACCAGCAGCGGAGUGGAGGAAGGCUGGAAAGUUCUCAAUGUCCUGCAUAGAGUGGCCAGUCAAGUAGCAGCUUUGGAUCUAGGCUACAAGGCAGGUGUGGAUGCCAUCAGGAUGAACCCACCCAAAGUAUUGUUCUUGCUGGGAGCUGAUGGUGCAUGCAUCACCCGAGCUGACCUUCCUAAAGACAGCCUCAUUAUCUACCAGGGUCAUCAUGGUGACAACGGCGCAACAGUGGCGGAUAUAAUCCUCCCUGGUGCUGCAUACACAGAGAAAAAUGCCACAUAUGUCAACACGGAGGGGAGGAGCCAACACACCCAGUUAGCCGUGACGGCUCCGGGAAUGGCCCGAGAGGACUGGAAGAUCAUCAGAGCUGUGGCGGAGCUAGCAGGCGUGACGCUGCCCUAUGACUCAUUGGACGAGGUUCGAUCAAGGCUCGCUGAGGUCUCUCCAAACCUGGUGCGGUAUGAUGAUGUGGAGGAGGCAAACUAUUUUAAGCAGGCAAACGAACUUGCUAAGGGGGUGAAACAGGACCUCAUUGCUGCUCCUCUGAUACCACCUCAGCUUUCGGUAAAGGACUACUACAUGACGGACUCCAUCAGCAGAGCCUCGCAGACAAUGGCCAAGUGUGUCAAAGCCAGCACAGAAGGUGCUGCCUCUGUCGACGAGCCCUCCAUUUGUUAAACACCAGCAUGUGUCCAUAAACUCUUAGGUAUAUUAAAAUAAUUCACAUCCCUCAUCAAAUUGAGUUUUACAGGUUUUAAUUUUAAUGUGUCCUUAUUGUUGUAGCCACCUGAAUUGAUUUCACUCCUGAGAAAAAGCUUUGUAACUUAGGUAAGGCGAAAUGUACAAAAUAAAUAUUAUCCUGA